Molecule: messenger RNA, 1451 nt
Organism: Coccomyxa subellipsoidea C-169
Lineage: Eukaryota; Viridiplantae; Chlorophyta; Trebouxiophyceae; Coccomyxaceae
Exons: 8
Coding region: 77-1159 (360 amino acids)
Source: RefSeq, a predicted model, not a curated record
CUGAAACUAAGUUACUGGAGUUUUUCAUAGCAGCAUCUAAGCGGGACAGCUUCCAGGACCUCCCGAUCUCCUGUCGAUGAGUCGAGGGGGGAAAGCAAUGACAAGCCGCUGCCAAGUGGUCUUGAUCCUGGUAGCUACUUUGUUUGUCCAUAGUGUGUCAGCCGAUAGCGUGCUUAGCACGCAGUCCAAGGCCGAUCCCAUUGCUGGACUGGACAGCGUGCUCACCUCAUUCCUAGACAAGAGCUUGGUAAACCAGACACAGACAGCACUGGCCAGCAACCUCUUGGGUAUCGUCAAUGCCGUUGAGACGACACCUGCAAUCUCGUUGCCAAGCUUGACUGUGGUGAAUGGUUCUGACAUCGCCGACUCAGCACAAGGAGUGCUGGGUUUGCUAGACACCACCCUGCAGAGCGUCAUGCAGAAGAUUGCAGACUGGCUGCCAGGAAACAAGACCACCCUCUCAUUGGCGAAGGACUCGCACAUCGAGCUGGGCACAAAGGAGACUGGCUGGGAGGGGUUCAAGCUGCCAAUGAUAGAGAUCAGCAGCGGAACUUACCUGAACCCUGCCACGAUCGACCUUGAGACCCUGGAUAAACUCGUCAGCGACUUAAAGUCCCCGUUCUGCAGCGAGGCGUUUGUGAAUGACACAGCCGUGGUGCCGGCAACCCUGACAUAUUCGACAUUCACCCUUACCCUGGAGACGGGGGCGUGCGCGAUUACCACUGAUUUCACUCCCAACCCUAACAACCCCUACGAUGACUGGCUCGCCUCCAGGGGCUUUGUGUGCAAGACCCCCGAGCUGAGUUUCUCCCAGGAUCCGGCCGUCUUCACAGAGUCCUACACGGCGCCGGCCACGCUGAUCACACCGAGCUGCAAGGUGGCCAAGAACACCACGGACGGCUGGAGCAAGCUGCUGUACAGCGCUGGAGACCCGGUGGUGUAUGCGUCCAGAGCAGACUUCAUGACUGCCAUGAUGGACGGCACCCAGACAGACAUCUGGGCCCCCUCGGCCAAGAGCGACCUGAUGAAUGCGAUUGUUGAGCCCCUGAAGAAGUACAUCAAGGAUGCAGCUGCCUCUGCACCUCCCCUGGUUGUCCAUGUGGACUCAAGCAGCUUGAAGUCGGGCAGGCGCCUGAAGGAGAUCAUGGCACAAUUCUAGGCGCACAAUUAACUUUACACCCUUUAAGCAGCAUUUUUGAAGUAAUGUAGUGCCUUCCACCGCAAUUUGCUGAAAAAGUAAAUUAGAGGUGCUAGUUUUUUCAAGUGAGAAUGGCGAAUUUCACAUGCAUAUGCUGCGGAGUUACUUGUCAAGAUAUGGUCCUUAUGACUUCAAAGCCAGCAAAAGACGAUAUGAUCAUUUAUAAAUGAUUAGGGUCGUACAAGUACUGGGGAGAUUGAGGGUAUGGUGUCAUGCAGCGGGCAUCUGCAAGCAUGUAAAGUUUGUCAGGCAU